UUUGAUUAUACCCAAAAGCUCUGCACCCCUUUCACUCACACAAACACGACGAAGAUGGCUAGCGGGAGUUUGAAGAAGAUGGUAAGUGCUGCAAUCAAUCAAGGAGUGGUAGAAGCACGAGCCAUGAUCUUCGGCCAUCAAUUGAACCCCACUGGUAAGAAAUCCCCUCACAAGCUUCUUCGCAUGAAGCUCUUCGGUGACAAAGUGGCUGAGUGGUACCCUCAUGACAUCAACAAAGAUGACCCUCUUGUUAUGGCGCGUCAAGAACAAGAACGCCUAUCGAAGCUUGAAAUGUUGAAGCGGCGAGGAAAAGGACCACCCAAGAAGGGCCAAGGAAGGCGUGCUGCCAAACGCAACAAAUAAGUAAUACUUUCUUAUGUUUAGAGAGUUAAAGACAAGUGGUUGUUUAUGUGA
Messenger RNA from Abrus precatorius (Indian licorice), 414 nucleotides. RefSeq names its product 28S ribosomal protein S33, mitochondrial. Gene Ontology annotation, cellular component: mitochondrion. The transcript is spliced from 2 exons. The record is from RefSeq and is a predicted model, not a curated record. The coding region runs from base 55 to 363 and encodes 102 amino acids. NCBI's taxonomy places the organism in Eukaryota, Viridiplantae, Streptophyta, Magnoliopsida, Fabales, Fabaceae.